Glycine soja is the source of this 2272-nucleotide messenger RNA. Its product is annotated as auxin response factor 17-like. Gene Ontology annotation, molecular function: DNA binding. NCBI's taxonomy places the organism in Eukaryota, Viridiplantae, Streptophyta, Magnoliopsida, Fabales, Fabaceae. The coding region runs from base 222 to 1877 and encodes 551 amino acids. Gene Ontology annotation, cellular component: nucleus. Gene Ontology annotation, biological process: regulation of DNA-templated transcription; response to hormone. The record is from RefSeq and is a predicted model, not a curated record. The transcript has 3 exons.
UUCGAUCAGACACAACAAACAAACAACUUGUUGAAGAGAGAGAGAGAGAAAAAAAAGGCGCAUAGUAAUAAAUCAUAAUACCCGCAUUGGCAGUGCCACUCUCUCCCUCACUUCCACAUUCCCAUUUUCGCAUUCUCUCAUCCUCUCAUGUCUUAAACAUACGCUAAACCCUAGUCAAACAAACUCAUCUCAGUCUCUUCUCUAUACUUCAAUUCUCCCUCAUGUCUCCGCCGCAGCCCAGCCGCGUCGACCCCAAAAUCUGGCGGGCAUGUGCCGGCGCCGCCGUGCAAAUCCCCAAGCUCCAUUCUAGGGUUUACUACUUUCCCCAGGGUCACAUGGAGCAUGCCUCUCCCUCGCAUUACCUCAGCCCUCUCAUCCGCUCUCUCCCCUUCGUCCCCUGCCACGUGUCGUCCCUCGAUUUCCUCGCCGAUCCUUUCUCCGACGAGGUCUUCGCCAAGUUCCUCCUCACUCCCCUCUCACAAUCACAACAACAACCUUUCCAAAACGACAACAAGGAGGCUCGGAACGACGAUGACGAUGAGGACCGCGAGAACAACGGCGUCGUUUCGUUCGCGAAGAUCCUCACUCCCUCCGACGCCAACAACGGCGGCGGCUUCUCCGUGCCGCGCUUCUGCGCCGACUCGUGCUUCCCUCCGCUCGACUUCCGCGCCGAUCCGCCUGUCCAGCUCCUCUCCGUCGCCGACAUCCACGGCGUCGAGUGGCGCUUCCGCCACAUCUACCGCGGCACGCCGCGCCGCCACCUCUUCACCACCGGCUGGAGCAAGUUCGUCAACCACAAGAAGCUCGUCGCCGGCGACACCGUUGUUUUUGUCAAGGACUCCGACGGUAGCGUCUCUGUCGGAAUCCGUCGCGCAGCUCGGUUUGCCGCCGCGAUCGAGACUCCGCCGCCUGCGGAACGGGAGGGAUUUUCGCGGUCCACAACAGGGAGAGUGACCGCGGAGGCCGUGGCGGCCGCCGCGGAGUCCGCGGCGCGAAACGCACCGUUCGAGGUGGUGUAUUAUCCGAGGACCGGCUUUGCGGAUUUUGUGGUGAGUGCUGAGGUUGUGGAGGAAUCGAUGAAGUGCGCGUGGGUAGGUGGAAUGAGAGUGAAGAUUUCAAUGGAGACUGAGGAUUCUUCUAGAAUGACGUGGUAUCAAGGGACUGUGUCUUCUGCAUGUGCUUCUGAGAAUGGACCUUGGCGCAUGCUUCAGGUUAAUUGGGAUGAACCUGAAGUCUUGCAGAAUGCAAAGCAAGUCAGUCCUUGGCAGGUUGAACUUGUUUCCCCCCCAUUUGCACUUCAUACAGUAUUUUCCCCCAACAAAAGGCUUAGAGCUGACCAGGGUUCUGGGCUGUUAAGUAAUAGGGAGCAAGAUCCCUUCUUUCCUAUGCCAGGGUUCUCUAACUCGGCAAUGGGACACAUGACAGGGUUCCCUAACUCAACAGUGGGACAAAUGGAUAAACCAUUGUUGAGUUAUGAAAGUUUUCCUGCUGGCAUGCAGGGAGCCAGGCAUGAUCUAUAUUCUCCAUUGAGUUUUUCCAACUUUUUAAAUGAUAACUCUUAUCUGUAUAUGGGUAGUGGUUCAUUUGGGAACAAUCCAGUGCAAAGUUUGGGAACUGUGACAACAGAGCUAAACAUGAGCAGUUCUCAAUCGGAUGAUUUGUCACCACAUAGCCAGAGUAGUUUUCAUUCCUUUGGCACAGAGUUUACUGGGACUCGGAACUGUGACACCAAAGUUGGUCCGGGUUCAAUUCUGCUGUUUGGUAAGAUCAUACAGCCUGCUGAAAGUGAUUUGCAUGAUGCUGAUUGCAUGGAACGUGAUGGCAGCAGGGGCAGCAAUAAACUGAAGACAGUCGAGGCAUGUUAUUUCUCAAAGUAGUUAGGCCACAGAAUGCAGAUAAAUACUUGUACAGGGAAUUAAGGUUGGCAGGUAAACAAGAAGCUGUCUAGGGCAUUGCAGUGUUAAAGUAAUGUUUCCCGGUUAUCAUAUGUUGGUCUUACUACAAAGUUGAAUGAUGAAACUAACUUCAAGAUAUUUGAUCAGUUGUAUGAUAUGAAUAUCUGACAUAUUAUUGUGUAGAUUUUCGAAUACAUUCUUAAAAGGUAAUUGUACUUGCCUUUUAAAAAAAUGCGCAUGCUUGCACAGUUAACAACCUCCGUAUUCAUACAUCUCUAUUUGAUGAGGUAAUUGUAACCUGAAAAAAUGCUUGCAAGUUGCAAUACUCUAUGUCGUCGUGUCUAACAUGGUUGUUGCGUAGCAUAUCCUUCAUGAUA